AUGGCAUCCGAUAGGAUUUAUUUCUCGUAUUUAAAAUUUGACAAACAAUGGUAUAAGAAUGGUAUCAAAAGACACGGCAGUAUCUCACGCCAACCAGCGCCAAGUUAUAUAAAGAAUAUGCGAGGUACAUUUUCAGUCAAACUGCUUCGAGGAACGAAUGACCAAACCGCGUUCCAAAGGUAUUAAACCACAUGUAAAACGUCGCCUCAAAAAAGGAUCGAUACCAACAGAAUUUCUCAAUUUACCAAAUGAUAGACACAAGCGAUUGUAUCCAUUUGAGAAAUCUUAUGACAGUAAUGGUGUAGAACCUUCACAGAAAUCAGUUCGUUCCGGAAUACCAACUUAUGCAGAACUUGUUGGUUGUACAAAGAACAGUAUUGAAAAAGACGCUAUCCCGGAACCUACUCCAUACACAAUAUUGGAUAUCAUCACUGAUCCCUGUGCUGUAAAUGCAAGUACAAUGGAAGAGCAUGCACCAAUGGAAAUUAUCGACUCUGGACAAGA
Messenger RNA from Temnothorax curvispinosus, 504 nucleotides. RefSeq lists its product as uncharacterized. The annotation marks the transcript as partial. The record is from RefSeq and is a predicted model, not a curated record. The transcript has 3 exons. NCBI's taxonomy places the organism in Eukaryota, Metazoa, Arthropoda, Insecta, Hymenoptera, Formicidae.